AUGGCAUACACUAAUUGCAUCAUCUUGGCUCUCUCUUUGUUUUCUCUCCUCUCCUUGCACAGCACCGAAGCUCGUUUAAGCUUAAGCCCCAGCUCCGGUCCCACUGCUUCUCAUCAUCCUUCAUAUAAAGGUCCAGUUCCCCCUGCCGUUAAAACCAUUUGUGACAGAACUGAAUUCCCAGAUGUAUGCAUCAGCACCAUCGUUCCUUUACUUGGCCCUUCCCAGAAGACCGAUCCCAUUUCAAUUCUUCAACUAGGUUUGAAAGCCCUCACCACCGAAACCCAUAAGGCCAUUCGACAAACCAAAAAGCUCUUCAAGGAUCCCAAAACUACGCCAGAAAUUGGAGAUUGUUUGAACGUUUGCUUAGAAAGUUAUGACAACGUCCUUGAAAGCAAUGAUAAAGCAAUUUCUUCUAUUCCCGGUAAGGAUGUUGUCCCACUCGACGGUACCAUUACAAUGAUCUAUGACUGUGACGAUGCUUUUACUGAAUUAACCACAGAGAAGUCACCAUUGGAGAAGAUCAAUAAGAAUUUGAUCAAGAUAGCUAAGAACAACGUCGGCAUUAGUAAUGCUUUUACGGCUUAG
Messenger RNA from Pistacia vera, 585 nucleotides. RefSeq lists its product as uncharacterized. Gene Ontology annotation, molecular function: enzyme inhibitor activity. NCBI's taxonomy places the organism in Eukaryota, Viridiplantae, Streptophyta, Magnoliopsida, Sapindales, Anacardiaceae. The record is from RefSeq and is a predicted model, not a curated record. Bases 1 to 585 code for a protein of 194 amino acids. The transcript has a single exon.